UAGCAUCCUCCCAUCUACUUUCCCUCCACAUCCCACUUCCACAUCUUCCAACACUCAUUUCACAGCUCACACUUUCUCUCGUUCUCCUACUCCAGCCUCUCAUUUUACCUAGCGAAACUUCAAAUCUAACACGAUGUUGUCCGCCGUUUACGUUGCUUGCCUCUUGGCUGCCUCUGCCAUCGCUUCACCUGUCCAGCACAACCCUCGUUACGUCGCUGGCAGUUACUCUCAAGACAGCGCUCAUUCCAACGAAGAUCACGCUCGCGGUGCCUCGUCCACCCCAUUCAGUAGUAGUUCAUACAGCUCCGACCGCAGCAACUCAGAUGCUAGCCACAAGUCGGGCUCUUACUACAACGGUGGAUCCCCUUAUCUCGGCGGCGGAGCUGCCGGCUUCGGAGGAUACGGGAACUACUUGAACGGCGGUUACGGUGCCGGCGGCUACAACGGUGCCGCCAGCGCUUAUAACAGCGCCAGCGCUUACAACAGCGCCAGCGCUUAUAACACUGCCAGCGGCUACAACGGUAUCGGCUCCAAUGGGUACGGCAUCGGCAACUACGACCCCAGCAUGUACGCAGGUGGUGCUAGCAACUUCGGCAGUGCCAACAGCUUUUCGUCCUCCCAGUCCCAGCAAAGCUACAGCAUGUCCACUGUCAACUCCGCCUUCAGCAGCUUGAACAGCUACUUGGAGAACAUGAACUCCCGCCUGAUCAGUGGCCAGAUCACCCAACAAGCUAUCUACCAAGUCGUGCAGCAAAUCACCCAGUACUUCGAGUCCGCCAUGUUGCAAGCCACCUAUUGCGGCGAGUGUGUCAAUGGUCAGAGCCAAUUCAGCAGCGUUGCUUCCAGCUCAUUCUCCCAGUUCACCCACUUCAUGAACCAGGUUGAACGUCAAUUUGGCGGCAGCAUCUUUGACCAAUUUUCCAACCCCAUGUCGAGACUCUCUACUUCCAUGCAAUCGUUCUUCCACCGAGCCAGCUCCAGCUCUUUCUCAAUGACCUCUCAGAGCUUCAUCCCAUCGGACUUCACCCCCUUGGCGCAAAGACUGAUGCCCGACGUCGUGCCAUCUCUUUCCCAAUUCCAGCAGAAGAAGUAGAUUGUUCUUCCAAUCUGCUGCGUCGUUCCCUGGAAUAUCAUCCCUGCAUGAUUUGUCCUAUACCUACCACAUCACUUUCUUUCUCCGUUGGUUGUGUCUCGUUUUCGCGUUCAUCGUGCGCUAUUUGUUUUUCUUCGCUGGAUAUUUCAUGUACAAUUUCAUGCCACUUUCAUUGCUCAACACGCAUCAAAUGAGAAAACCUGGGCACGGCAAAGCCCACGUUUACAAGUCGCGG
Messenger RNA from Puccinia graminis f. sp. tritici CRL 75-36-700-3, 1328 nucleotides. RefSeq lists its product as uncharacterized. The record is from RefSeq and is a predicted model, not a curated record. NCBI's taxonomy places the organism in Eukaryota, Fungi, Basidiomycota, Pucciniomycetes, Pucciniales, Pucciniaceae. The transcript is spliced from 5 exons. Bases 134 to 1093 code for a protein of 319 amino acids.